GCGCAGUAGCGCACUAGGGGCCAAAAUGGGAAAAUAGACGACAGUCAACUUGCAGUUGGAUUUUCAUAUUGUUAAUUAGUAAUUCGAACGUUUGUUAUAGUUAUCUUCCAACAAAGCAAAGCUAGAUAAUAAACACAUCCUUAUUUUGUGUUUUUAGCUAAUUUUGCUUUCUCGCGUGACAUUAUGAGCAUGUUUUCCUCCCAAACCUCGUCGUUCCAAGAUUCAAUCGACGUGGAGGAGAGAGACGACUUUGACAACGAAGASAUUUCUGGUUUCGGGCCGAAAGUCCAUCUGAACUGCUACUACACCAUCUACCUUUAUCRGGGCACCAGAUCUGAGUCCUCUGGGGAAAAUGGGGCAUGGAGCCAGAGACGUGCAGACUCCACAACAAGUCAGGAUGACUUUAGUUUGACACUGAUUGACAGCAGCCUGCCGUCGGAGGCAGAACCUGAGCUGCGGACCUACAUUUCGAGGAGGCUGAGCAAAGGAGCCUUGCUCGGGGGCAUGGGCAACAUCGCCACCGUGGACCUGAGUAUUCCAGAGCAGGCGGUUGGCUGCUACUGCUGCCUCCUGGAGCAGGAAAGAUCUCCUGAACAACCGGACGCUGAUGGAAAUGGAUACGUCAUCUGCUUCAUGGGGGGAUCAGAAAAAGGACUGAAUUUAUUUAGAUUAGAGCUCGAUAAAUACGUCCAAGGUCUGCACGGCAGCCUCCAAACUCCAGAGCUGCAGAACCUGGAGACAGAAGUGCGUCCUUACCUGAGCCGGUGGUUCGAGGAGUCUGUGAUGCACAUUCAUCGAGUGGUGCAGCUGGUUCAGAGCAACAUCAGCUUCCUGCUGCAUGCUGCUCUGAGUCACACACGUGUGGAAGUCAUCAAUUCAGACGAGAGGACAAAAGCUGACGUGUCCAGGUUCAUCAAAGCAGCCAGUCUGCAGGGUCUGUCCCAGCAGGACACCACAUCAGCGUCUCUGUGCAAAGCCGUCUCAGAGGACAGGCAGUUUGACCUGAUCAUCGACUGCUCCACCAGCCCGCCCACGCUCACUAACACAGUCAGUAACCGAUUCUGCGAUGGCUGGAUUCAGGCCUUUCUAAACGCUGCGGAGCGCUGCAACCCCUUCCUGCUCCGACAGAUCCUGGAGAACUUCAAACUGAAGGCCAUCCAGGACAUGAACGGCCUGAAGCGCUUCGUGCGGCAGGCCGAGAUGAGCCACUACGCCCUGUUCCGCUGCGCCCAGUUCCUGCAGAGCUGCGGCAACGGAGACGUGCUGCUGCAGAAYGCCAGAGCGGAGCACAGCGACCUGCCCGAGGCCUGCAGCAUCAUCGGCGUCCUGGAGGAGUUCCUGAGCGAACAGUCAGGCCUGACCGAGUCACACGCAGCUAAACCAACUCUACGAAGCGUCUGAAGCUGACAGACUGAUUUAUAACAAUUCAGUUCUAAACCUCACAGAUAAUAAGGCUGAAGUACAUUAAGCUACAAUUAACUUAUGGUGUAAGAAGUGAUUAUGUUCCGUCAACUUCCUCUUUAAAAUGUGUUUACCGUCACUACACUAACAUGAAGGAUGUUUAGUGAAGUCAUAGCAAUGAAAAUAAUCUGUGAAAUUCACUGUUUCAACAAUUCUGCAGUUUAUGAAGAUUUAACCAAAUAUUUACAGCAUGACCAGAACAAAGAAAUGACACUAAAACUGAUUAUUUGCUUAUUUAAUGUAAAUAUCAUGCUUUAAUCGUUCCCUGCAUGUUAUUUAUCAGUUUUCUUUAGAGAUGAAUGCACAAAUCACUUUAUGCAUUGCUUGUUACGUAAGCCCUGUUUUGGAUCAAUGUCAGUUCCGAAUCUUAAUUUUAUUUCAUAAAUUUUUGUUUAAUSGCUGUGUUAAUGCAGGGUUGUGACUAUGCUGGAUAUUAUCAAAACUUUUUUUUUGAGUUUUUGUACAUUUGCUUUAUCUUUAUUCCUAGUGGAGAAAAAAAAGAAGCUUUGAUUAAGAAAACUUUUCAAAAAUGUAGAGUGAAAUGUUAAAUACAAAGUAUAAACACUAGACUAGCUAAGUCAUUUUCAUUUAAUUCAGUCCAAAGUACAUAACGGAGCAAUAGAAAUGUUUUAAGCUGUGAACUAGAUGACAUGUAAAUAACUUUUGUUGUUGUAAAGCAGAAAUUGAUCGCAGUGUGUGUGUUUAAACACUUCCAGUGUCUUUGCAGCUAUAAUUAGAGUUGAAAUAAACACAUCAAACCUUCA
Austrofundulus limnaeus is the source of this 2225-nucleotide messenger RNA. RefSeq names its product chromosome unknown C17orf75 homolog (gene cunh17orf75). The coding region runs from base 184 to 1401 and encodes 405 amino acids. Gene Ontology annotation, cellular component: trans-Golgi network. The transcript is spliced from 10 exons. The record is from RefSeq and is a predicted model, not a curated record. NCBI's taxonomy places the organism in Eukaryota, Metazoa, Chordata, Actinopteri, Cyprinodontiformes, Rivulidae.